Molecule: messenger RNA, 675 nt
Organism: Sclerotinia sclerotiorum 1980 UF-70
Lineage: Eukaryota; Fungi; Ascomycota; Leotiomycetes; Helotiales; Sclerotiniaceae
Exons: 3
Coding region: 1-675 (224 amino acids)
Molecular function (GO): ADP binding
Source: RefSeq, a predicted model, not a curated record
AUGUCUAUCGUUCCUGCUGGUAUCGAAAUGCGAAGAAAUGCUAUGUAUAAUCUCACGGAUGUUUCGACCCCUGGCGAUGACGUAUAUGUUCCGCAGCAAACCAAAUGCACGUGGGAAGUAGCCUUUAGGUAUAUCUCACGGAUGUAUCGACCCCUGGCGAUGACAUGGGUAGCACAACGCCAGACAACCGAAGAAGAAGACCUGGUUUACUGCCUGUUAGGCCUCUGCGAGGUGUCUAUGCCACCAAUCUAUGGCGAGGGAAAGGAGGUCGCACUGAAAAGGCUCGAAAUGACAGUCAAGGGGUUCUCCACUAACGAGAGCGAGCCGAAAGAUCUUAAAGAUAAUACCGCUUCAUUUAUUGUCCCAUUCGGCAGAAAUCUCAACUUUAUCGGUCGUGGAACACAGCUUACCGAGGUGGAAGCAAAACUAUUUACAGGAGGUCGAAUGACAAAAGUUGCCAUCACAGGGCUCGGGGGAAUAGGCAAGACCCAGCUGUUGCUUGAACUUGUCUAUCGAAUAAGGGAUAGAUAUAAGGAUUGCUUAGUGAUCUGGAUACCCGCAACCAAUACGGAAAGUCUUCAUCAAGCAUAUCGAGAAGUUGCCCGCCAACUCAAGAUCCCUGGCUCGGACGAGGAUAAGGCUGAUGGCAAAGAAACUUGGUGCAAAAUUAUCUGA